GCAGUUCCCUUCGGGCAGAGCUAAAACUACUCCUCCCGGCAUGCCUUUCUCUUACGUAACGAUGACGCAGAUUGGAGGCGGAAGUCAGCUGUGCUGAGGUUCGAGGUCCGGGGGAGAGAAGGACCGGGAGCUGCGAGUGAAAAUUCUCCGCUCCGACAUGUUUGCACCCGGCGGGUCCGGUGGCUCCUCCAUGCCAAGAAGAAGGGGUCAUGGAGCUCACACUCUCCCUAAACAGCCCGAGAGGAGCCUCGCAUCAGCACUGCCCGGUGCACUCUCUAUCACAGCCCUCUGCACUGCACUAGCAGAACCUGCCUGGCUCCACAUUCAUGGGGGGACCUGUAUGCGCCAAGAACUUGGUGUGGGAGACGUUUUAGGGGCCGAAGACCCUAAACUAUUGAGUGAGUUCUGCAUGAACCGUCAGACCAUCCUCCUCCUCCGAGUUAUUGCCGGCUUCUGCUUUCUGGGCAUUGCUUGCAGCAUGACGGCAUUCCUUUUGGAUGUGUUUGGACCCAAGCACCCAGCACUGAAAAUUACAAGACGCUAUGCGUUUGCCCACAUCCUCACAGUUCUGCAGUGCGCAACAGUGAUUGGAUUCUGCUACUGGGCCUCGGAGCUUAUUCUUGCCCUACAGCAGCAGCACAAGAAAUACCACGGCUCCCAAGUUUACGUUACUUUUGCAGUCAGUUUCUACCUGGUGGCAGGGGCUGGUGGAGCAUCAAUCCUCGCCACCGCCGCCAACCUUCUCCGCCAUUACCCUACAGAAGAAGAGGAGCAGGCUUUGGAGUUGCUUUCAGAGAUGGAGACUGAGUCCUACCCAGCCGAGUAUGAUGUCAUGAACCCGUUCCAGCCACCGCCGGCUUAUACUCCAUGAAAGCAGGGGGCAUGGGCAGAAACAUGUACCAUAGACUGGCUACUUUUACUCCACACAGCCUGCAUUUCCCGAUGCUUCCAUCGUGAGGAGGAUAUUUGAGGCAUAUUGCCCUAACAGAAGGGCAGUCUCUCUCUCUCCUGCAGCCAAGUUUUAAUGGCAGAUUUUCACGUAUCGCUUCCUUUGCCAUUUGUUGUCUGAUUUCUCUUUUGGGAGGGAGGUUUGAGCAUUCACAAAACCCUGAUUAUUUUGGUUUCAAAACCACACACACACACACACGAUAAUAUAUUCCAUAGUCAUGGGGGGGGGGUUAUGGUUCAGUACAAGUACAGAAAGAUGUGGUGGUUAACAAAUUUUUAGCCACUUUUUAAGUUUCAGCUAUGCCCUGGUAUUUAGUACAGAAAAAGAUCUGUGUGUACCUAUCUAGGCGGAAUUUCACUCUAGUGGACUGUGCUGGUCUCUAACUUCACUCUUUGAUAAAUAUACCCCAAAGAUGUGGUGGUUGUUAACUGCGCAUUUUUUUUAUUUUUUUUUGCCACUUUUUAAGUUUCAGCCCUGCCCUGGUAUUUAGUACAGAGAAAGGUCUGUAUGUACCUCUCUAGAGAGAAGUCGCUGGGAAGUAAUUAGGCACACGGCAUGGCAUUUUUAUGGCAGGUAACAGUGACUGAAUGUUUCCCAUUCCCCACAUCCACAGUACAGGGCUGUAUUUAUAUACAUGUGUUGUAUAUAUAAUUACCUUUUA
Xenopus laevis (African clawed frog) is the source of this 1610-nucleotide messenger RNA. RefSeq names its product transmembrane protein 127 (gene tmem127.L). Gene Ontology annotation, biological process: regulation of TOR signaling; negative regulation of cell population proliferation; negative regulation of TOR signaling. NCBI's taxonomy places the organism in Eukaryota, Metazoa, Chordata, Amphibia, Anura, Pipidae. The transcript has 4 exons. The record is from RefSeq and is a predicted model, not a curated record. Bases 158 to 871 code for a protein of 237 amino acids. Gene Ontology annotation, cellular component: membrane.